AUGGGGAUGGAGAACACGGAGGAGAAAUCCCACUGGCAGAACCUUGCGGAAGAGGCUGUUUUGAAGGGCUCCAUGGAGCAGGUCAACGGGGAGGAAAAGCCAAGAAGAUGCUCCACGGGGCAGGACAUCAACAAAGAGGAAAAGCCAAGAAGAUGCUCCACGGGGCAGGAGGUCAACAAAGAGGAAAAGCCAAGAAGAUGCUCCACGGGGAGAGGUUGCAAACCCACCCCACGAAGCUCGGAGGAGGAAAGACCAACCAUCUGCGAGGAAUGUGGUCGGAGCUUCAGCCGUAGCUCGAACCUGGCGGUGCACCAGCGGUUGCACGCCGGCGAGAAGCCCUACAAGUGCUUGGAGUGCGGGAAGAGCUUCAGCCGUAGCUCCCAUCUCAUCACCCAUCAACGUCUGCACACCGGGGAAAAGCCCUACAAGUGUCCCGAUUGCGGGAAGAGCUUCAGCGACAGCUCCACGCUCAUCACCCAUCAACGCUUGCACACCGGCGAGAAGCCCUACAAAUGCCCCGAUUGCGGGAAGGGCUUCAACCAGAGCUCCAACCUCACGUCCCACCAACGCACCCACACCGGGGAAAGACCCUACAAGUGUCCCGAGUGCGGGAAGAGCUUCAGCGUCAGCUCCUACUUGAUCCGCCACCAGAAGAUCCACACCGGGGAGAGACCCUAUAAGUGCGAGGAGUGCGAGAAGACGUUCAGCCAGAGCUCCAGCCUCAUCAUCCACCAGCGUGUCCACACCGGGGAGAAGCCCUACAGGUGCGUUGACUGCGGGAAGUGGUUUAGGAACAGCUCGGACCUCAUCAGGCAUCAGCGGACACAUACGGGUGAGAGACCUUACCGCUGCCCCGACUGUGGGAAGAGCUUCAACCGCAGCUCCAACUUGAUGACCCACCAACGCAUCCAUACCGGGGAGAAGCCCUACGAGUGUCCUGAGUGCGGUAGGAGCUUCACCGUGAGUUCUGCCUUGAUUAAACACCAAAGGACUCACCGGGAAGGGAAGCCCUAUGAGUGCCCCGACUGCGGGAAGAGCUUUAUCCGCUGUUCGAACUUCAUUACCCAUCGGAGGACCCACGUUGGGUAA
Molecule: messenger RNA, 1089 nt
Organism: Fulmarus glacialis (Northern fulmar)
Lineage: Eukaryota; Metazoa; Chordata; Aves; Procellariiformes; Procellariidae
Product: zinc finger protein 239-like
Exons: 1
Coding region: 1-1089 (362 amino acids)
Biological process (GO): negative regulation of transcription by RNA polymerase II
Molecular function (GO): DNA-binding transcription repressor activity, RNA polymerase II-specific
Source: RefSeq, a predicted model, not a curated record